AUGGUCAGCUGGCAUAAUGGCACGGUGCCCACCCACCAGGAGGAGGAAGAGAGGGCGGACGAGUACCAGAAGUCUGAGUGUGUACUCGGAUACAUCCCCGUCAUCUACUACAGCACCCUCCUGUGUGUGGGAGUUCCAGUGAACAUCCUGACGCUGGUAGCCCUGUCCCGAUUGGCCGCCCGCACCCAGAAGGCCCUGUACGUCUACCUGCUGGCCUUGACCGGCUCAGACAUCCUCAGCCAGCUCUUCAUCAUCUUUGUGGGCUUCCUGCUGGAGACGGCGGUGUUCCACCGGGACGUUCCCGUGGUGCUGCUGCGUUCUGUCAGCGCCCUGGAGUUUGCCGCCAACCACGCGUCCAUCUGGGCCACCAUUCCACUGACGGUUGACCGGUACGUCGCCCUGUGCCAUCCGUUGCUCCAUCGGCAGAUCAGUUACCCGGCCCGGGCGCGCCGCAUUAUUAGCGUCGUCCUGACACUGGCGCUGGCGUCGGGCGUACCCUUCUUCUGGUGGUCAGAUGUGUGGAGGGUCAGCAGGCCACCGGAUUCCCUUGACUCUGCCCUCAUCUGGACCCACGUGACCAUUAUCUACUUCUUGCCAUGCAGUGUGUUCCUGGUGCUAAACUCGCUAAUUUUCCUGCGGCUCCAGAGGCGCCAGCGCGAGCAGCGGUGCCAGGAGGAGAGCCGGCAGCAGCGGACAGUGGCGGGAAGGCUGGGCAAAACCACAGCCAUGCUGUUGGCCGUCACCUCGGUGUUCACAGUGCUUUGGGCACCACGGACGGCCGUGGUCCUGUACCAUCUUUACGUGUCGUCGGUCCACAGGGACUGGCGGGUGCACUUAGCGUACGACCUGGCGAACAUGCUAGCCAUGCUGAACACCGCCGUGAACUUCUUUCUCUACUGUUUUGUCAGUAAGCCCUUCAGAGGGGCGGUGAGGGACGUGCUGCUGCUGAGGGGGGCACCGCUGCACCCACCACGGUCCUUUAACCACCGCCACGCCUCCACCAACAUCUCCAACUCAUCCCUGUCCAGCGGCACCAAGCGCUCCCACAGAGAUGCCACCCCGCUAUCAGCUCUUAGUGCAGAUAUCAUUGCGUAGCGACACCAGAAUUGGAACUAUGGACCGUUUUUCUACCUCGCAUCUGACUUACUGAGGGAUUGGAACUGCAGUGAGACUGUUUCUUGGCCCAAAUGAAGUUCCAGACUCAGAUCUAAAACUUGGUUUACUGAACAUGAGAUCUCUCAAUUUAAAAUCAAAGUCAUAGGGAAUGAAAUUAUAGGCGAA
Molecule: messenger RNA, 1281 nt
Organism: Astyanax mexicanus (Mexican tetra)
Lineage: Eukaryota; Metazoa; Chordata; Actinopteri; Characiformes; Acestrorhamphidae
Gene: gpr142
Product: G protein-coupled receptor 142
Exons: 2
Coding region: 1-1095 (364 amino acids)
Biological process (GO): G protein-coupled receptor signaling pathway
Cellular component (GO): membrane
Molecular function (GO): G protein-coupled receptor activity
Source: RefSeq, a predicted model, not a curated record